Cannabis sativa is the source of this 1405-nucleotide messenger RNA. Its product is annotated as small ribosomal subunit protein uS11m-like. Gene Ontology annotation, cellular component: ribosome; mitochondrial small ribosomal subunit. Gene Ontology annotation, molecular function: mRNA 5'-UTR binding; structural constituent of ribosome; small ribosomal subunit rRNA binding. Lineage: Eukaryota; Viridiplantae; Streptophyta; Magnoliopsida; Rosales; Cannabaceae. The coding region runs from base 273 to 1088 and encodes 271 amino acids. The record is from RefSeq and is a predicted model, not a curated record. Gene Ontology annotation, biological process: translation; maturation of SSU-rRNA from tricistronic rRNA transcript (SSU-rRNA, 5.8S rRNA, LSU-rRNA); ribosomal small subunit assembly. The transcript is spliced from 2 exons.
AGGAAUCUUUUCCUUUUUUCAAAAAUAUUACUUUAUUUAUAUUAUUAUUAUAUAUCACACAUUCACAUCACUCACUCCACCCACCCACGCACCUCACUCACUCAAUAUUUAUCUCUCUAUUAGGUUACCACUUACCACAAACCAAAAGAAAGAAAAAGAAAAGAGAGCAGCCAGAGGAGGAGCGGCAGCGGCUGGACGCUGGAGUGGGAAGAAACUGGUCCCCAAGAGAAGAGAGUUCCUUAGGAAGUUCAAAAUCUGUUGACGACAUUGCAAUGAGAAAGAUUGCACACCAUGUUUGUGGACUUUCUACUAGCUCAAAUUUGAGCUCUAGUAUUAUGCAUAACAAGGGUGUCUCUGCUCCAUAUGCUUUGAUGAGUUUCCUUUCUUCCAUACAUUCUGGAAGUACAAAAGAAAUCGAGAACAGAGAUAAUCCCAUGAACUUUGUAAGGGGUAUUAUAGAACAAGAUGAAAGAAACCCAAGUGGUUUUAUGCCGCAAAAUGAUAGAAACCCAAGGGGUUUUAUGCCGCAAAAUGAAAGGAGCUCCUUCCCAAGGAGUUCCUUCCCAAGGAGUUUCAUACCACAAGACGAUAGAAACCAAAGGGGUUUUACACAACGAGAUGAAAGAAACCCCAUGAACUUUGUAAGGGGUAUUUUACAACAAGAUGAAAGAAAUUUGUUCGGGGGUUCUCGCUUUCCUCGAUACAAUCUUGAGCAUGAUGCUGAUUUUGUCCACAUAAAGUUGAUGCGCAACAAUACAUUUGUUACAGUUACAGAUUCAAAGGGAAACAAAAAGAUGGGAGCUUCAGCUGGAUCUUUGCCCGAAAUGAAAGGAGGAGCAAAGCAGUCUCGGUAUGCUGCUGAAGCAACUGCAGAGCACGUAGGAAGAAUGUCGAAAAAUAUGGGAUUAAAAUCAGUUGUGAUGAAGGUGAAAGGGUUUACUUUCUUUAAAAAGAAAAAGCAAGCAAUUAUAAGCUGGAGAGAAGGGUUUACUAAUUCAAGAGGGGAUCAGAAUCCAAUAGUAUACCUUGAGGAUACAACUCGGCGUCCCCAUAAUGGCUGCCGGCUCCCCAAAAAGCGGCGUACUUAGUACUAACAAAGCUGGUUGGUUAUUGAACUUUAUUUCACUUGGGAAUCACAGUCCUUUUCUCAUAUCAUUUUAUAUUUUUGUAAGAGUUCAAACCAAAAAACACAAAAUAAAAAUAGAUGCAAAGGGUAAUGGCCUUUUAAGAAUACCUUCUGCUUUGGACUACUAGUUCGGUUGUGAUCUUUAUUUAGUUCUUUCUUAAUACCUUUUUGUUUUCAUUGAUACUGAUUUGUUGUGGCUGAAAUUUGUGGAACUUUCUUUGGGUUACAAUCAAUGAUUUUGAAUGUUAUACAAAAAUAAUGAAUAGUUGUCUUUCUCUA